CAGAUUGCAAAUUUGCAAUCGCAUUAUUGAUUACCAUGGUAAAUGCAAGAAGUCAUUGAUUCUUUUUUAUCUCACACAGGCAAGUUUCAGGCACCUCAGGAAUAGACUUGUUUUCCUCUCAUAUCUUGUAUAUUCUGGAGCUUAAUUUAUUCAAAGAAUCCCCUUUUCAUUCAAAGUGUGAAUGAUCCUAUUAUGUACUUGAAAAUUGCACAAGUUUUCAAUAACAAUAUUUCUACAUUAAUUUGAAGUAAGUUGAAGGUAUUAAGAUGAAAUCCAUGUAUUUCUUUGAUGCUUAUUAGAAGUUAUUACAUGUUAUCCUCUGUAUAUUGAACACACGAUACAUACUUUUUUCCCUUACAUAGCGGUGGAUUUGGGCACCCGAUCAUCAAAUCUGAACCUCAGGAUUAUCCUGUGAUUAAACCAGAGCCCCAACAGGCCUACCCAACCAUCAAGGCUGAACCGCAAGAUACAUACCACCAAUACAACCAUCCUCAUCAUCAACAUCAUCAUCCUGGUGGUGGAGGGGGUGGUGGAGGAGGAGGAGGGGGAAUACCACCAUACAAUGGUGGUCAUUACAUCCCUCCUCCACCGGUCAUCCAAACACCAUCACCUGACCCACAACAACAACAGAAACCAGGCAAGAAGGCAAAGCAGGAGAAGCUUACUGAUAAGUUGAAGGAGAAAAAACCAAGAAGGAAAGUUGAUCGUUUCAAUGGGAUGCCAGAGGAAGAGGUUGUGAAGAGGACAUUACCAGACAUAUUGGUGCACAAUCUCGACAUUGUUAUAAUUGGCAUCAACCCAGGUUUAAUGGCUGCAUACAAAGGUCACCAUUAUGCUGGACCAGGAAAUCAUUUUUGGAAGUGCCUGUAUCUUUCUGGUCUUGUACCUGAACCAAUGACCUGUAUGGAUGAUGUCAAGUUACCUGACUUUGGAGUAGGUUUCACAAAUAUAGUCGGCAGGACGACAAGAGGAAGUGCAGAUCUUAAGAGGAAAGAAAUUAAAGAUGGAGCAAAGAUAGUGGUUGAAAAGAUUCAGAAGUAUCGUCCAUUAAUAGCCUGCUUUAAUGGCAAGGGAAUAUAUGAGAUCUACAGUGGAAAGAAAGACUUUGAGGUUGGUAGACAGCCUGAAACCAUUCCAGGAACUGAAACAGUUAUAUAUGUUAUGCCUUCUUCGAGUGCGAGGUGCUCACAGUUUCCGAGAGCACAGGACAAAGUUCCGUUCUACAUAACACUCAAAGAGCUGAGAGAUAAAAUGAAAGGAACUCCUCUGUCAGAGAUAAGAAGACCACCAAUAGAGACCAUGCCACCAACCCCUGUCAAAACAAAAAGCAAGAAGAAACAACAGCAGCAGCAACAGCAACAACAACAGAUUCAACAACAACAACAGAUGCAGCAGCAGCAGCCACCUCCACAUCCGGCAUUACCACCACCACCGCCACAGGUAUCGCAUCAUCCAGGCGUGAAAUCAGAGCCAGUUGAUGGGUCAUAUCAUGGAGGAAUGGGGGGCUGUGGGUUCCCUGGUCAACCACCUGUUCAUGGUGGAGUGGAGAUUAAGAGAGAGCCUGGCCUUGAUGGGCCUUGUAUGCCAUCAAAUCCACCGCCUUACUAUCAUCAUGUAUCCCAGCCUCAACCACAACUUCUGCCCCCACCACCUCCCCAACAAAUGAGUGGAAGUGGUGGUACAGGGUUUACCCCCUUGCAGAGGUCUGAGAACUCCUUUGGUGUGAAGCAAGAGGCUGGAGAUUACACGUUAUGUUCGUCUGGUUGGAAUUCAGGCCAGAGUAUGUCUGUCAUCAAGCAAGAGCCCAUGUCACAUAACUAUGGACAAUAUGAUGUUCAGCAUGUACACAAUCCAAGCAUGCUGGAUCUAAUGGACGAUUUCUUGGAUCAAAUACCUUGCAUCAAUAACCAGGGAAUACCAAUAGGUCAUCGGCAAUUAAUAGGUCAGGGACCUGCUGGGCCUAGAGGGGCAACUCCCCAACAAAACCAGCCAUACAGCAACAACAUGUGCCGUCCACCUGCACCUCAGCAGCAGCAGCAACGCCAGCCACAGCAGUCACCUCCCAUUCCACCAUCACAGCCUCCACAACCACCAGCAUCAACAGCAUCCCGGUCACCACAACAGAAACAACAAUCUCAACAACCGUCAAUACCACAACCUGCACAACAUGCCAACAUCCAACUGAGUUCUAUGCAGGAGAGAUCAAGUCCCAGUAACCCUAUGAUGCCAGGGUAUAAUCAGUCAUCAUACCAGAAUAUGCCUGCUGCUGGCCAUCAAGGCUAUCUUCAACAGGAACCUAACCCUGGUGGUGGAGGUACAAGUAAUGUCUAAAAAUUCAUCAUCUCUCCAUCCAGUAUGAUCACCAUCAGGUGAGAUUGUUUUUUAUGUCAAAUCAUGUCAUAACCUAAAACAGUUGGUACUUAAAAUGGUCUGUAUCCCAUUAGAUGAAAUUGGUCACCUUGCAUUCUGAUUUUCUUCUGCCAAUUCUAAUUGUGUCGUUAUUGUCAUGCCUUUAUUUUUUCUUUAAAACGAUCCAAGUUAUGAGACCUGAGGAAUUAGUUAAGAACAUUUUGAUAAACAUAUGUUGCUCAGUAUGUUGAGAGUCGUAUGUGCGUAUUAUAUGUACUAAUUUGCAGCUUCACUAUUUUGAUUUGAUGUUAAUGUUAAAUUGCAGAAAUAGGAUGUAUAGUUUGUAUAUUGCUGCUAAUUUGUGUCAUUUACGUGUUAUAUGCAAAGCAGUGUCAUAAUCAUGCUAUCAAAUACGCAUUGCUAAAUUGAAGAAAAACAAUCUUGAGGAUGAUAUUUUAAGCAUUCCUCAUGCAGAAUCUUUGCUAUACCAAAUCAUUUAAAGAAAAUGAUGUAUGUUUAUUUUUUUUUCAUUUUACUGUAAUUUUUGGAGUCCAAAUCAAGAUUAUUGGGUUUUUUUUUCUAGAGGAUAAAGAUACUAUGCAAAAAAAAAAAGAAGACAUUUUUUAUAAAGUCGGGGAUUAAAUUAGCUUGCUUUUGUUUUGAUCAGAUUUGAGCCCAUUUAGAGGUUUACAUGCCCUUAUGAAAUACUUGCCCUGUAAUGAUUUCACCUCCAUGAGUCAAUGCAAGUAGUAUGAUGAAAUAUAAGACUGAAAAAUCUAUGAGUAACACUUAGCACUUUGUGCUGGGAUGGAAAAAUGACUCCGUACUAGUGGAUGAUGGAGUGAAUAAAGAUUGACUUGGGUCGAUUUUUAUUGACAAAGUAACGACCAUAGCUCUUAAAUGGGGCCUGAUGCUAAGAAUUUAAAAGGAAAAGAAAAGACUUUGAAUUCCAUAUAGAUACUUGGCAGAGUGACAAGACAUAUUUGAAUUUUGUGCUAUAGAAUUUCCACGAAAUGUUUGAAGUUGAAUGUUGCCUAUAGAUUGGACCAAUUUGCUACAUCAUGUUGCUUGUUACAUUCAACAUUAAUUAGUCUGAUUUAUGCAAGGUCAUAACUGUCUGUUUUGUGCUAUUUUGUUAAGUGAUAUUAACUAUUAAAUGUGAAUGACAACAUGGAAUAUGUUUACUCUUCAUUCACAUUGGAUUAGCAGUUUUUUUAUGAGAAAUACUAAUAACAAAGCUCUGUAAAGCUCUGUGUAAAAUCACAUUAUCAAAAGAAAGUGUACAGUACAUUACAGUCCAACAUCACAGAAAAGGAAAAAUUACUUUGAGUAAACAUAUUGACUUGUUGACAUAUAGAUUUGAAGAUAAAGAGGUUUUCAUUUAGUCUAUAUAUUAUUUUAGAGUUCAUUUACACUUGUACAUGUAAAUAUUGACAUGCUGUCAUUCAAUAAGGCUUGAUCAUACAAGGAUGAAUUCAUUAAUUGCAUAAUGUAAUCAUGUUUAAAUGUACAUUUUAACUGCUCAAUACAUGUAGCCCCAUUUGUACAUGUUUAUUUCAAUGGGAAGAUGAAAUUCUAUAUGCUGCUAUAAUUAGACUGCUGUAAUAAGCUACCUCAUUAAAUUUUUGAAUGGGUAAUGUAUUUUAACAAUGGGAUGACAUCCUUAACUUAAGGGAAGAGGGAUACUCAUUGUAGAAAAGCAAUGAGACAUCUAGCCAUGAUAUGUUUUAUAAUUCAUUCUUUUCCCUUUCCCUCUUAUAUUAUUUUCAUGCCAUCUUGCUAUGCUGAGGGCAUCUAUUCAUUUCUCCAGUUACCUCAAAUGUCAGAGAUAUGUAUGUUUUCAGAGUUCCUUUUUAAACAAGUAUUUAUUUAGCAUCAGAUGUUCUCAGCCAGUUUUUAAUUGUGUUUGCAUUUUCCUUCAUGCAAUGAGAGUGCAAUGUAUGCAUAGUACAGGGUAACAAAUGUGAGAGUUCAAGGGGAGAUGUAUUGCUCAAAGAAACAAAUGAAGAUGAUAGUGGAUGCAAUCUCAAGAAAGAAAUGAUAAGAACCAAACAUGAAUACUUAAACACUUUUACCAGGGCAUUGCACACAGUGUGGUUCUCCACUGUGAAGUAGGAGAAUGUAUAGAUUUCAGACAAAGUGAGAUAAGAUAAGGAUAUAUCUUCAUGAAUGUAUUGUGAUGUACCAAAUAGUUUGAAGGAAACAAACUCUGAAUUCCAAAAAUGAUCUUCAAUAGAAGAUACUUUCUACUUGUUUUUUCUGAAAGUUCAUUCUUAUUGAAAUGAUUUCAUGAUAUGUUUUGAGGCAUUUGGUAUAAAGUUAAGUGUUUUUUUUAAUUUUUUUAAAUUUCAUUAACCCUCUUUUAAUGUCGGAAGAGUGGACUCCUUUUAUUUUCCCUCCCCCCAAAAAAAGUUCAUUUAAAUUUUGUUUUAUAGGUGUUAUUAAAUAUUCAUGAUUAAAAUAAUUAUCAUAUCUAGAAUUAUGUCUUUUGAUAUAACUUUAAGAAUUAUGAACCCUCAGAAAAGAUUCAAGACUUUUAACCAAGUAUUCUGUUAUGAAUAUUCAGAAAAGGAAGACACCCCCUUCCCCCAUUUCAUUGUACUCCCAUUUCUUCAAAGAUGUGUUAACUUUAUGAAGUAAGGUUUGUUAAUAUGAGAAAUAUGUUGGUAUAGAAGACAUGUGCACCAGUUUUCCAUAAUAUAAAUCUCUAUUUUGGACUUAAUAUAAUCUUAUAUUUUACUUUGUAAUUGUUUAUAAUACCACAUUUGUAUCUGUAUAAAAUGAGUCAGGACCCUUCUGAAUAUGUGUUAGAUGAAUUGUGAUAAAACUAGAAAUUAGUGAACAGGAGUCGUUAGUCUUGAGACCAUUUUGAAUUGGCAAUUGUUUCAUUCCUUGAUUUUCAAGAUUAGUAAUGAUUUGUUUUUCUAAUUUUCAUUUUCUCCAAAUAUCAUGGCCAUCCUAUGAAUAUUUGAAAGGGAAAUGAUUUUUUUGUCAGCAUUCCUUGGUAGGACUACUCAUUAGAUUGUUUUGAUAUGUGAAAUGGGACAAUAGAUCUUCCUCAAUAUAUGAAAUUAUAAUUCAUAAAGUUUAAAACAUCUCAAAGCUCUGUAAUUGUAAAGGGAAUGCAAAGAAUUACAACCAAAAACCAUGCAAGACAUACUCUAGUUUUUGCCUAUCUUCCUAUAUGUCAGGUUGAGUGGAAGAUGAGAAUUAAGUGCCAUAUUGAUCUAAGUUAGCUGCAGGUGAAUGAUAGGGUGAUAGUAUUUAGAAGAAAAAAAAUACAUGUAAAUUAGCCAUAUACUCAUUGCUAUUACCAUGAUCAUCCAAAUGAUCCAUUGAGAAUUAGACACACAAGAUUAAUAUGAACUACACUUGUGUACCCUUUGUCAUUGCACUUUCCCUUUCACUCACUUACAUGUAUAUCAUUUUUAAAACACACAAUAAGGUUGUAUAUGUUGUUUUUAUAUUUCAGUAUAUUUUGAAGUAUGAAAGGAUAUUUUAUCCAUACAAAAAAGCUUAAAUCUGAUUUAAUAUUGUUGUAUUUGUAAAGGUUAGAGAGUGGAAGCAAAUUCUGAUAUGAUUCAUCAAUAAAAGAUUAUGUCAUGCUCAAAUCUGUGUGGGGGAGCAUAUUAACUGCUCAAAUGCACUCUUACCAAUAAAUAUAACCAUGACAGUGAUACAGAGAAAGCAAAGCAGGGGAGGGAAAAAAAGAGCUAACCCGUGCUCAGAACAUUAAAUGCUUGUACGUGCCAAUGGAUUUGCACAAUUAUGAUUUCAAUUUAGCCAACCAAACAUUCAUGGAUGUUGUCAUUGAAUUGGCAUAAUAGGCUCUAUGUAUGUGGAUGAAGUGAGUGAGCCCUUGUAUGAAUACAUAUCAUGAGAAUAACUACACGUUCACUGCCAGCCGCAUAUUCUCCAACGUGUAGAAACUGCCUGUGUAUGUUUGUGUGUGUCGCCCCCUGGUAUUAAGCACUAGGUUAUUGCAUUUAGUCUUUGACUCAAUCUGGUCUUUUGUUCACCCAUAGGUUUGUAUGAUACUUUUAAGGGGUCAUUUAGAUGCCAGAGAAAAAUUUAGCUUUGCAAUUGGAAUUGUCAUUAUGGUAUAAAAGUACAUGUAACAGUGUUAAAUAGCUUGAAUGUAGGUUGCUAUAGAAGUGAUGUCAAGUAUCAUAUUUCCCUUUGGCUAGAUGUGAAUAAUUUAGGAAUAAUGUGUAUUCUAUCAAAUCUGUUUCAGUAAUUCUCGUAUGUAACUUGUUUUUUAUUAGUUCAAAGAUAUACAUUGUAUUUGUUCAUUCAGUAAUUUCAUGUUAUAUUCAUAAUGAAAAAAAUAUUUAAAUUCUUGUAGAUGACCAAAUGAAGUAAGUAAAUAACUGUGAUUAUGACUGAUAAAGAUCCCUAAUCACUGUAAUUCCUGCCUUUCCCAGAUGUAUGGAUAGAUAGAGAUAGACUAAGUUCACUUGAACCCAGUCAUUUCCAUGUUCAUGUAUUCAUUCAUAAUAGAUGAGGAACCAAUACAUACAGUGUGGGAAAUAAUGAGAUUCACAUUUCAUUUUUUCAUUGACUUUCCCUCGUUAAUUUGAAAAAUUGCUCUUUAAUAUUUCAGCAAGCCAGCUUUUUAAAUUGUUAAUGUCAACCUGUAGAAGCAAAUAGAAUCACACAUACUAAGUGUGUAGUAUUCAUGAUUUCAGUAGGUUUCUUCUUUUUGGUUGUUGUUGCAAUGUAUGUAUGCAGUUCAUGCUGGAGCCCUAAAAGUAGGGUAUUUGCAUACGUCUGAUAGCAAAUACCAUAAGGUUGUGGUACAGAAAUAAGGAGA
Molecule: messenger RNA, 7162 nt
Organism: Lytechinus pictus (painted urchin)
Lineage: Eukaryota; Metazoa; Echinodermata; Echinoidea; Temnopleuroida; Toxopneustidae
Product: trithorax group protein osa-like
Exons: 5
Coding region: 718-2331 (537 amino acids)
Biological process (GO): base-excision repair, AP site formation
Cellular component (GO): nucleus
Molecular function (GO): uracil DNA N-glycosylase activity; pyrimidine-specific mismatch base pair DNA N-glycosylase activity
Source: RefSeq, a predicted model, not a curated record